AUGACCGACUGGAUGAUGCCUAUCCACCCUCAAUUCCGCAUCUUCAUGUCAAACCUCGAGCGUCAGAUGUCCGACGAGCAGAAAAGUAUCUGGGUUCCCAAGGCCGAGAGAUUCGAGAUCUUGGGUUGCUACUACCAGACUAAACUAGGACAUGGGUCGAAUGUGAGAGGAAUCGAAACCACCGCGAUACUCGACGAAGACAGCGACGAGGUUAUCCUCAACUCUCCAACGUUGAGCAGCACUAAAUACUGGCUUGGAGCUGCCGGGGUGUGCGCUACGCAUGGUAUCGUAGUUGCACGACUUUUCAUUCGAGGACAUGGCUAUGGGACGCAUUUAUUCUUGACACAAUUGAGAGAUCUGGACACGCACCAGCUUUGUACCGGUGUUGAGAUCUACGAACUUGGUCCUAAGGUCUUCCAGGGCAUGCUAGCGAGAAACGCACAAGUCUUGCGAGAUGGGACAUACGUUAAGCCAAAGAAUACUAAGCAUUCUUACGGCUUGAUGGUAUCCGUUCGAGCUCUAAUGGCCGAGAUCACCGCAUGGGAUCUUCUCAAAGCCGUGGUAGUCGCAUAUCAUUAUACUAAGUUUCGGCAACAGUUCAAGAAGGACAGUACCGACAAGAACGAAGUAGCCGUCUUCGACAAUACUAGCGUUAGAUAUCGAGUUCUACAUCUUCUAGCUACAGCAACCGCCGUAAUCGUGGUGGGACAUUCCAUCAAGAAAGCAGAUGACGAGUACACGGCCACUAUGCUCCAGACUGGCAGCACCAGCGAGCUGGAGGACUUGCAUCUGCAGACCGUGUCGGCAAAGACCUAUUCGACCGAAGUUGCAAGCCGUGGCGUCGAAACAUGCAGAAUCGCUUGUGGUGGCCAUGGAUACAGUGGGUUUGGACGAAUGUAUGCACACGGUGAAUGCAGUGACCUACGAAGGCGACAAUUAUGUCAUUAG
Molecule: messenger RNA, 948 nt
Organism: Exophiala aquamarina CBS 119918
Lineage: Eukaryota; Fungi; Ascomycota; Eurotiomycetes; Chaetothyriales; Herpotrichiellaceae
Exons: 3
Coding region: 1-948 (315 amino acids)
Biological process (GO): fatty acid beta-oxidation using acyl-CoA oxidase; lipid homeostasis
Cellular component (GO): peroxisome
Molecular function (GO): FAD binding; fatty acid binding; acyl-CoA oxidase activity
Source: RefSeq, a predicted model, not a curated record